Messenger RNA from Trematomus bernacchii (emerald rockcod), 1646 nucleotides. Its product is annotated as protein fantom-like. The record is from RefSeq and is a predicted model, not a curated record. Gene Ontology annotation, cellular component: photoreceptor connecting cilium. Gene Ontology annotation, biological process: retinal rod cell development; non-motile cilium assembly. NCBI's taxonomy places the organism in Eukaryota, Metazoa, Chordata, Actinopteri, Perciformes, Nototheniidae.
AGGAACGAGCUGUGCGUGGCGGUGCAGCGCUGCACGGACCUGCAGAGCUCCAGCUCCUCCCCGCCCAGCCCGUACGUGGUCUACAAGUUCUACGAGUUCCUGGACCACCCCACGGCCACGGCCCCCCCCUGCUGGAGCCCCCGCCUGGAGGACCGGAGGCUCUUCCCUGUGCUGAUGGACGCCGAGCUGCACCGCUACCUGCAGAGCAAGGAGCUGCUGCUCUACGUGUUCGACUACAACGAGCAGCGCAUGGACACCUACCUGGGGAAGACCCGGGUCCCUCUGCUGCCCCUGAGCCGGGACCAGGGGGUCUCCGGGCUGUUUGAGCUGAGAGACCCCUCUGGUCUCCCCUCCGGACAUAUCGAGGUGACGCUGCAGUGGAGCUCCUCCUACCUUCCUCCACCAGAGAGCAGACCUCCUCCAGAGAGCAGACCUCCUCCAGAGAGCAGACCUCCUCCAGAGAGCAGACCUCCUCCAGAGCUCAGACCUCCUCCAGAGAGCAGACCUCCAGAGGAAGAGGAGGAAGUUGGAGACGUGGAAAAGGCUCUGCAGGAGGAGGAGAAACUUCCUCCCCCCUCCCCCAUCCCCCUCCCAAAGGUCUAUGCGUCUAAGGCCCCGCUGCCCAAACUCAGGCUGAGGACACGAUUAAAGGACGGACCACCGGCCAAAAAGGUCUCCUUCAUAGAUCCCUCUGACACAGAACAGGUUUUGUCAGCAGCGACUCCACCUGCAGAAGAAGAGGAGGAGGAAGAGGAGGAAGAGGAGGAAGAGGAGGAUGAGGAGGAGUCUCAUGUGUCGGAGGGUCAGCUGGUCCCAGUCAGCUCCCAGUCUCUCUCCUCUGACUCUGAGAUGUCGGAGGAGACCCUGCAGGGUGAGGAAAUGCUGCAGAGGAGGAGUCCAGUGAUGACUGCAUCGUGGGGGGGGGGCAGCGUGGGGAGGAAGGCCUCUGAGCGCCUGCGGGUGGAGGUGGUGUCUCUGAGCUUGUCUCCGGGGUCUCGGGUGUGUUUGGACCGCAGCCUUCAGCGUCUCUUUGUAGAGUUCAGUCUGCUGGACCUCCCCACAGAGGAGACCCCGCUGUCCCUCCCCAAGCCUCCCCCAGGGAGCAGCAUCAACUUCAACUACAGCAAGGUGGUUCCUGUGGAUGCCCAGCAGCACAGGUUGAGGCGGCGCCUGCUGAGGGGGGUCCUGAAGGGAAGACUGCCCCACAUGGAGAGGAUCCGGUUCAUGGUGGUGAGCGAGCCCCCGGAGGAGGAGGAGCAGGAGAGAGAGUGUGAGGAGGUCGGGGUCGCCUUCAUCAGGAUCCCCGAAAUCACAGAGACACACAGCGAGCUGCUGGAGAGGAGGCUGCAGGUGUUGGACAUGGGGAGUGAGGAGGUAGGCACGCUGACGGUUUCUGUGGAGGGACUGGAGGCUCUGCAGGCCAUCAUGGAGGAGGAGGAGGAAGAGGAUGCUCAGUGAGGAAGAAGAGGAGGAGGAAGAGCAGCUCCUCCCUGCUCGUCAUCAUGAGGCGACAGCACAGACCAGUCAGCGGGUCAAACUGAAACUGGUUGUGUAGAUUUGUAAAUGUUUUUAAUACGAAGAGAAAAAGAGUGUUUGUUUCUCAGUCAGUUGUUUCUUUGACGGUCAAUAAAGUAAAAUGAAAACCA